AUGAAGAGGGUGGGUGAGCUCCAUGCUCUUUCGGUUUGCAGGGAGCAGAAGUGUGAGGGAAAUAGCUCAUUUCCUUUGGCCAUCCACUAACUGGACCAUUACUUGAGUCUCUUUCCUGUUCAAUGGGCCAACCUGCAGCCUUUAGGGGCUGCUUGCAUGUUCCUGGCCUCAAAACUUUAAGAGACAGUACCCCUGAGCACCAGCAAGCUAUGCAUCUAUGCUGACAAUGUCAUUCCAGUGUCAGAGCUCCUGCAGUGGGAACUUGUGGUGGUGGCAGGGUUAAAGUGGGACCUGGCUUCUGUGUUACCCUCUGACUUCCCGGAGCCAAUUCUUCACGGCAUACCCAUAAUCCCUCACAACCUCCAUGCCUUGCGCAGGCAUGUCCACUCCUACAUUGCACUGGCAGCCACAGAGUAUAAGUUCUCUGUGUUCCUGCCCUCCACUAUUGCCUAUGCCAGUGUGGGCACUGCCAUUCAUAGACUGAAGCUCCUGGAUGGAUCUCUAUCCAAUGAUUCACUCAUGCAGCUGCUAGAAAACAUCUUGGCCCUUGAUCUGGAAUCUCUCUGCUGCUGCUCUGACCAUUUGGAGGGUGUGCUGGAGCUCAGCCUGCCCCCCUCCCCCAGGCACCAGGGGCUUGUCGUUCAGGGAUGCCCGUCCCAGAGAUCAGCUAGAUCGCCACUGACAUCCAAGACCUACUGGGAUAGAGAUGACACCAAGCAGACAAUCACUUUAAUGGGUCUUUCUUAACAAUGACUGGGGCUUAGUUUACCAUAGUGACCAUAAUGAGAAAGGUGUCUUAACUACCCCUUACGACAAUUUUUGGCAGAGAAGUACUCACUAAAACAAUGUAUGUGAUAUGAAGAAACAUGUCUUUUAAGAUGAAUUGUGAUCUUUUUGAUAAGAUGUCCAUGUUUCUUUCUGUUGACAUUUGUUUGAGUUCUUUAUUUCAUUGCUAUUCUCUUGGUGUUUUAAGGACAUUUUAAAACGUUGAAGUUACUGUUGUUAGCUUCAGGGAAGCUCUCUGAAGAGUUACCACAGAGGGGUAUCCUUUUAACUUAAAUAUGCUCUUGGUGUUUUAAGGACAUUUUAAAACGUUGAAGUUACUGUUGUUAGCUUCAGGGAAGCUCUCUGAAGAGUUACCACAGAGGGGUAUCCUUUUUUCAUUUCAC
This is a messenger RNA of Oncorhynchus gorbuscha (pink salmon), 1169 nucleotides long. It is a transcript of the gene ccnd3, whose product is annotated as cyclin D3. The transcript has 5 exons. Lineage: Eukaryota; Metazoa; Chordata; Actinopteri; Salmoniformes; Salmonidae. The record is from RefSeq and is a predicted model, not a curated record. Gene Ontology annotation, molecular function: cyclin-dependent protein serine/threonine kinase regulator activity. Gene Ontology annotation, biological process: positive regulation of G1/S transition of mitotic cell cycle; regulation of cyclin-dependent protein serine/threonine kinase activity; mitotic cell cycle phase transition. Gene Ontology annotation, cellular component: cytoplasm; nucleus; cyclin-dependent protein kinase holoenzyme complex.